AUGGCUAGCAGUCAUUUCGAAGACAUGGCAGAAGUUGGAGCGGACAAGGUGCAUGUACAUGCCAGAACACUUGUCGUGGUGGCGGCGAUGAAUUCAUUGGUCAUAGCCCAGAUGUUCUCCGUGCUGGGAUCUGGUAUCCUGGCACGAGCGAUAGUCGGGCUCUUGGGGGAACCUACUCUUGCUGUGUGGCCAUCAACAAUUCUCACCAUUGGAGCGGCGGCGUUGAAUCCGACAUUGAGCCAAGGAGCCGACUAUUGGGGUCGUCGAUGGAUUCUGGUGGUGACAACUGGCUCAGGCUUGGUUGGGGCGAUCAUGAUCAGUCGAGCUCAGAACAUUGCCACGGUAUUUGCCGGUUUCUCCUUCAUGUCGGUCAUGUUUGGUGGCCAGGCAGCGUCAUUUGCCGUGGUGUCAGAGAUUCUUCCGCGAAAGUAUCGCGCUAUUGGACAAGCAUCGCUGAAUGUGUCACAAGGUGUGGCUGGUAUGGCUGGUGUGCUCUUCUGCGGCGCUCUUCUGCAGAAUGGAGGAAGCGAAGGCUACCGGAUUUAUUUCUAUGUCGUGGCAGGUCUGUUCGCUGUAGCGACGGCUUCGAUUGCGUUCUUUUACGACCCACCUCCACGAGAAUUGCAGAAGUCGUUGACCCAUCUCGACAAGUUGAAGAGUCUCGACCUAGUCGGCAUGGGAACAUUCACUGCGGGUGCGAUCCUCUUCAGCGUCGGGUUGGUGUGGGCCAACAGUCCGUAUCCAUGGACCAAUGCUCGAAUUCUGGGUACCUUCAUCAUUGGCUCCUUGCUCCUCCUGGCCUUUUUAGGAUAUGAAUGGCUGGUCAAAAAGGAUGGGAUUGCUCACCAUGGUCUGUUCAAAGACAAAAAUUAUAUUGUCGCCUUGACGACGGCGUUCCAGGAAGGUCUUGCUGUGUUUACACUCAACUAUUUUCUUACCAUGGAAGGGAUCGCAUUGUUUGGCUUGGGAGUCUUCCAAGCCUCGACACGAUACGCCAUGGUGUAUGUAUACGCGAUCAUAUUGAGUUUUGCAUCGGCAUGGUACAUGACGCGGUUCAAGGCUCUCAAGGGGCCGAUGUUGGUGUCACAGGUGCUUCUCCUGAUCAUGUUCAUUCUGAUGGCAACGGUGACGCCUGGUACGCCAGCGGCGGUCCUCUGGGGUUACCCUUUGCUGGGUGGCUUGGCUCUGGGCGCCGUGACGACUGCGAUUUUUGUGACGGCUCAGUUGAGUAUCACGGGGGAGUUGAUCGCAGUAGGCACAGCUCUCGUGGCAGCAGCGAGAGCACUGGGUGGGAUGAUUGGACUGGUGGUCAACAAUGCCAUUUUCAACGCGGCGGCCAAGAGCAAUAUCCCAACGAAGAUAGCUGAGGCGGUGUUACCGAUGGGCUUUGACCCGUCACAUCUUGAGACCCUCAUCACGGGUCUCAUGGCUGAGAAUGUGGAGGUAGUCGCAGCCAUUCCUGGUAUCACUCCAGAAAUCAUCGGUGCCGCCGUAGGAGGACUGCGAUCAGGCUAUUCGAUCGCGCUGCGCAAUGUCUGGAUAGCUGCAGCAUGUUUCACGGUUCCAGGAGUUAUCAUUGCGUGCUUCCUUCGAAAUCCCAUCGAAGCCUUUAAUGCGCAUAUUGAUGCUCCAUUCGAGGAAGAAUUGGUCAAAUUGCAAGACGAGGUCGAGGGCCGAGUUGAGCAUGGGAACCCAGGCACACCGACUGAAAAAGGCGUCAACGUUGACAUAAGCAGAUGA
Molecule: messenger RNA, 1740 nt
Organism: Exophiala mesophila
Lineage: Eukaryota; Fungi; Ascomycota; Eurotiomycetes; Chaetothyriales; Herpotrichiellaceae
Exons: 3
Coding region: 1-1740 (579 amino acids)
Biological process (GO): transmembrane transport
Cellular component (GO): membrane
Molecular function (GO): transmembrane transporter activity
Source: RefSeq, a predicted model, not a curated record